AUGUCUCGCAGGGUUCACCAUUGGAUUGCAAUUUGUUGUGGGUUUCUGGUGCUCUUCCCAGUCGGCAUCCUCGUGGCUGCGCUCCCUCCCGACGCGGGUCUCAUCGCGAAACUCGAGCGAGACUGCGCGGAAGGCAAAAUUCAGCCUGCAGUGUGCCAGCAAUUGCUCUCGGCGCUGCACUCGGCGUGCUCUUCCGCGGGAUCUGAGCAUGGCGACUGCAUGGACCUCCCCGAUGGUGCCCACCCGAUCAGGAUCAUAUUGGUGUGUAUUCUUGUUGCUUGCGUGUUCUGCCUGGCCCUGUCCAGCGUUGUUCCUCUCUGCGGCUACUGCGGGGCCAGGAACAACAAUCGUUGCUGCGUGACCGUCUACAUGGGUUCAGUUUGCUGGCCGUACUGA
Messenger RNA from Prorocentrum cordatum, 396 nucleotides. The record is from the annotation of a GenBank genome assembly. Lineage: Eukaryota; Dinophyceae; Prorocentrales; Prorocentraceae.